AUGAACAACUUGGAUCAAUAUAAUGACAAAUUUUCCUCCCUGAAUUAUCGCUAUAUGGAAGAUGAUGUCUAUAAUCGUUAUCCUUCACCAGGACUAGAAAUCGAAACACCUCCAUUCCAAGAUAAGCCUUGGCAGUACGCCCGAAAUAGAGAUGAUAUGUUUCAUGGAGUAGCAGAUAUCAAUGUUCAGGACUAUUCAGCAGAAGAAAAGGCACUUGUUCGAAAAAUUGAUUUACUUGUGCUGCCAAUUAUUUGUACUCUUGAUUUUUUACAGUUUUUGGAUAAAUCAACAAUUAAUUAUGCUGCCUUAAUGUCAUUCAAAGCAGAUUUAAACCUUCAAGGUUCUCAAUACAGUUUACUCGGUACAAUGUUUUACUUGGGCUAUUUCAUUUAUCAACUUCCCAACAAUUUCCUGUUGCAGCGUAUUCCAAUUGCUAGAUAUAUUGGAGUCCUCGUUAUUCUGUGGGGUCUUGUCUUGCUUUGCACUGCUUUCGUAACAAACUUUUCACAAGUUGCCGCAUUGAGAUUUUUACUUGGAUUCUUUGAAGCCGGAAUUUAUCCUUGCUUGACCUUACUUAUCAGUACGUUCUACAGACGUGCUGAACAAGUCGUACGCCUCGGCGCCUUUUGGAUUUGCAACGGCUUUGCUCUCUUUACAGGAGGAUUAGUCGCAUAUGGUAUUGGGCAUAUGGCAAAUAUUGCCGGGCUCAAAGCAUGGCAGUGGUUAAUGAUCAUUCUUGGUAGCGCGACUAUUCUUAUGGGAAUCAUCACUUUCCUCUUCUUAAUCGAUACACCUAAAUCACCCGCGCUUCAAUUAAAUGCUGAACAAGAACUCUUGGUAGAAGAAAGAACAAAAGAUAAUGCUACUGUACGUACAACAGAAAUUAAACGAGAACAGAUUAUGGAAGCUAUCAAGGAAAUCCGUUUCUGGUGCUACUCAUUUGCUUGCUUGUUAAUCAAUCUUCAAAAUGGCGCCAUGACUAUUUAUAAUGGCCAGAUUGCACAAAGCUUUGGUUUUAAUCAAUUACAAUCAAUGUUACUCACCGCUGGUGCUGGUGGUUCCACAGUUGUCUUUAUUGUCAUUGCUAUUGUCGCCGUGCGAAAGACUCAGCAGACCAUUUACACAGCCUGUGCUCUGACAGCAGUCAAUAUCAUCGGCCUGAUCCUCCUGCUUGUCAUCCCUAUAACUCAGCUCAAGCUAAUUGGUUUCUAUCUGGCUUGGUCCUACUGUAGUGUCUAUGUACUGUUGAUUACCUCUGUUUCCAAUAAUGUGACUGGUUACACGAAGAAAAUCUUUUAUAACGGAGUUCUUAUGCUGUUCUAUACCAUUGGCAAUGCUGUGGGUCCUCUCAUGAUGGUUAAGCCUCCGUUUAUUGAGGGCAUGCUCGGAUACCUUGUGGCAAAUUGUCUCGUGUUUAUUCUCUUUUUGGUUGCUCGAUGGCGAAUGGCCGUCGCCAACAGUCGCAGACUUCUUUUGAUGGGACAUUCCUCCAAUGUGAAUAUGGUGCCUGCUCAUACCUAUAUUCAAGAAGAUAUCAGUGAUGAGCAAGAUCAAUCAUUUAUCUACAUUUUAUAG
Molecule: messenger RNA, 1575 nt
Organism: Rhizopus microsporus ATCC 52813
Lineage: Eukaryota; Fungi; Mucoromycota; Mucoromycetes; Mucorales; Rhizopodaceae
Product: MFS general substrate transporter
Exons: 5
Coding region: 1-1575 (524 amino acids)
Biological process (GO): transmembrane transport
Cellular component (GO): membrane
Molecular function (GO): transmembrane transporter activity
Source: RefSeq, a predicted model, not a curated record